Messenger RNA from Lasiodiplodia theobromae, 798 nucleotides. RefSeq lists its product as uncharacterized. NCBI's taxonomy places the organism in Eukaryota, Fungi, Ascomycota, Dothideomycetes, Botryosphaeriales, Botryosphaeriaceae. The coding region runs from base 1 to 798 and encodes 265 amino acids. The transcript has a single exon. Gene Ontology annotation, biological process: N-acetylglucosamine metabolic process. The record is from RefSeq and is a predicted model, not a curated record. Gene Ontology annotation, cellular component: cytoplasm.
AUGGCGCCCGGCGACAUCAGCGACUGCACGCCCACCGCAGCUCUGGUCACGCCACAUCCAGCCCAUCCUCAGCAGCGCGCCGCGAAACAACAGCCGGCGGCACCGGUACUCACUUCUACCUCGGGCUCGGCGGCAAGCGACGGCAACAUCAAUGAUGCCAACACCAAAACCGUAGCCGACUACCUGGCGGCCUUCCCGCACCUGACGGACCUCGACAAGCGCAUCCUCGCGCUGCCGUCCGACGACCACUUCACCCCGCACUCGUGGACGUCCCUGCGCCAGCUGAUCGCCGCCAACGACCUGCACCUGCUGACGCGCAGCCCGUCGCAGACGCGCGCCUACCUCGACUGGACCAGCGACGUGCGCCGCCGCUUCGGCUCCAUCACCAACUACCUGCUGCGCGAGCGCCUGCGCUGGACGCCGGCGGUCCAGGACGAGGUGCAGGGCAUCGCCUUCGCGUGCGCCGACCCGACGCCCUUUGCGCACCCGGACGACUUCCUCGUCCUGCGCAACGACUGGCCCUACGGCCUCGACCCGGGCAUCGUGCACAUCUGCGUCUGGCUGAAGACGCCGCUGGACCUGAAGCCCGAGGAUGGCGACCUGACGGACCGCGCGAGGGACCAGGUCGAGGACUUCGUGACGGCGACGUUCAGGGUGCCGCUGGGUGAAGGGACCAAGGGGGAGAGGGUGUUGUGGUUCAAGAAUUGGGCUCAGCUGCAGAGCGUGAGGGGCGUCGACCACGUCCACGUCUUGAUCAAGGACGCGCCUCCGGAGCUGCUCGAAGGCUGGAUGAAUUGA